GAAGAAAGCCUGGCCAUUGUGGAGACCCAGACACAUUUCUCUUCCAUCUUUCCUUUUAAAGGAGGCAUAAGAGGAUUCUUCAUGAGAAAAUGCUGCAACUGAAAGCUGGAAUACAGCAGCCCCUAGAGAAGGGACCUGCUGAGAGGAGAGUGGGUGAGCAGCAGACUCAGCCAGAGGAGACAGGGUCCUCCGCUGUGUCCCACAGCAGGAAAUGCCAUUCCUUGAUCCAGGAUCAGGCUCGAGAGUUGACCCACCUGCGGCAGAAGAUGAGAGUGGGGAGAACUUUCUCUUCCCUUCUCAUUCAGCAUGUCAGGAACACAGUGAAAACCUUUGAGGAGCUCCUCAGCAGCAAUAAAAUUGACCACUGCAUGGAGCAGUGCUUCCGUGAGCAGCUGGCCAAGGGGAGCCAGCUGGCAGAGAGCCUUGCCAGCAAAUUCAGCACAGAUGACUGCAUAAGUGAGAAGAAUCAAACAGGACACAUGCUGCGGACCCUCAGUAUCUUAAGGGAGAUGCAUACAAAGGGUAAAGUGCCAGAAGCUCUAAAGACCAAACAGCAGGCCCAGCCCCAGACUCUGCCCCAGAUCCAGUCCAGCAGCCAUGCCCAGUCUGCUGCCCAUCACUUCUCCAGCAGCACCUCCCUGCUUCAUGAAGAGCAAGAAGUACACCCUGCAGUGGCUGUGGCCAAUGUCAGCGCAGCCACUCCUGCUGAUUCAGCAUCAUUGCUCAGCGACCAUUCAGAUGCCAGAUCCACCCAGCCCUCCUAUCCUCUGAGUGGCGCCACACAACUGAGUGGGACACCAGAACCUGGGUACCAUGGCAGCAGUGGCCCAUGGGAUGAGACGAGGCCUCAGAAAAUGAACGCGUCUGGGUGCCUCUCCUCCUUCUCCUCAUUGUACCGGCCCAACUCCAAGCCUUCUGGGGCUGACCUACUGGAAAAGAACCUUGUUGAGAUCCAGAACCUGCGCCAGCGCCUGGAGGAGUCCGUCUACAUCAACGACCGCCUGCAGCAGAGGCUGGGACACGUGCUCAGCAGUGCCGACCGAGGAAAAAGCAGUGCCCAGUCAGCUCCAGAGGUCUCCCCGGCCACCCCUCACACAUGCGCUCAGAGUCACUCUUGCUGCUCUGCUCAGGACACCUUGUGACAUGAUGUCUGGAGGGUCCGGAAGAAAGUUCUCCAGAACUUUCCCAGCCCUAUCAACAGCAUUCUCGGGUGUGAACUUCGAGGCAUCGACAUCACCUUUAA
This is a messenger RNA of Lynx canadensis (Canada lynx), 1243 nucleotides long. RefSeq names its product myomegalin. NCBI's taxonomy places the organism in Eukaryota, Metazoa, Chordata, Mammalia, Carnivora, Felidae. The transcript is spliced from 7 exons. The record is from RefSeq and is a predicted model, not a curated record. Bases 90 to 1142 code for a protein of 350 amino acids.